AUGCACAAGGCUUGUACGUUGUAUAAUCCUGACCGAGGAAACAUAUCACGGCUUGCAGCGAAAAUCUGGCAGUACGCUAACAAUCGUGUUAAAAGGCACUUGGAUAAAUGGAGGGAAGAAGUACAGAAACAGAUACCGGUUAAUAUUAAUUCAUUUAUUAGAGAAGAUGGAGGUGGUAAUGGAAAAGUACGAAAAGUCAAAAGGGGUGAAACAGCAGACAAGGCUUACGGAAAAAAUAUGAACGGGGAAAAACUAGAGGCAAACAAUAUUGCAAAUAAAGAGAGCACAACGGAAAUUACUGGCGACAAAAAUAACGUAUUUAUUAACACUACGUGCAACGAUGAACUGACUACGGCAAUACAUGCUGUACCAUCGAAUCUACCAUCAACAAGCACACCAAUUGUAUAUCAAUCAGUAAACUCGCCUACCUCGUAUGUUCAACACGACGCUUAUGUCCGUACAACUCAAAUGCAGCCCUUUGUUCAUACUUAUUUUCCAUCAACCUCACCGAUAAUUUAUCAAGAGCCAUUUACGUGUUUUUCUGAGUUUAGCGCGCUGGCUCACCAGCCAAUACAAUGGAGUGUAAACGAAGAAACAAGAGAAAGUAUGGGCUUGCCUUCUGCUCAGUUACUCAACGACAUGCAAAUACCAACCGGUUUUUUUCAUUCUGCCAAUGGAAAUUAUCUUGCAGAAAGACGGGCAACAGAAGAAAUUAGGCAUAAUAUUGGAUAUAACAAUGCGGUAAACAACAUCGUAACGGACAACGUUGAGGGCGAUAUUGAGAGGGCAAUUUUGUAUCAAUGA
Molecule: messenger RNA, 804 nt
Organism: Paraglomus occultum
Lineage: Eukaryota; Fungi; Glomeromycota; Glomeromycetes; Paraglomerales; Paraglomeraceae
Source: the annotation of a GenBank genome assembly